This is a messenger RNA of Ictalurus punctatus (channel catfish), 2829 nucleotides long. It is a transcript of the gene npnta, whose product is annotated as nephronectin a. Gene Ontology annotation, molecular function: calcium ion binding. The record is from RefSeq and is a predicted model, not a curated record. Bases 230 to 2113 code for a protein of 627 amino acids. Lineage: Eukaryota; Metazoa; Chordata; Actinopteri; Siluriformes; Ictaluridae. Gene Ontology annotation, cellular component: membrane. The transcript has 14 exons.
GCGCCAGCAGAGUGCACUUGGCUUCACGCGGUAUAUAGAAGCAACGGACUCUCAGCACCAGACCAGUGCGCUUCAGACCUACUACAUGAACAGGACGCAGUGUGAACUCUGUCUCUACUCUUCCCAUGUCGGACCUUCUGUGAACUUCUGUCCCUGAAUCAUUUACACUGUGCUGAAAUACCGGAGAGCUCCGAGGUUGGGUCGGAUUUUUGCGCAAACGCACGCGGAGAUGUUGAUAAAGUUGAUCGUGUUGUGGCUUUGCUGGAUCGGGGUGAGCGCAGAGUUUGAUGGAAGGUGGCCCAGGCAGAUGGCCUCAUCCAAUGGGCUUUGCCGCUAUGGCACUCACAUCGACUGUUGCUGGGGCUGGACACGUCGCUCUUGGGGGCAUUGCCAGCCUCUCUACGCCUUAACCAACAGGGCAUUCGGGAUAAGAUGCCAGGUCAAAGCUCUGUGUCAGCACGGAUGCAAGCACGGAGACUGUAUCGGACCCAACAAGUGCAAGUGUCACCCUGGUUUUACGGGAAAGACCUGCAACCAAGCUGAACAGCAGGACUAUGUAAACCCCCCAAUCUGGGACAGUCUCCCUCCUCUAUUUGUUCCCAUGGACCAUCCGGCAGUGGGGGUGCCUUCGGAGGAUCUGAACGAGUGUGGCCUGAAGCCUCGACCCUGUAAACACAGGUGCAUGAACACGUACGGCAGCUACAAGUGCUACUGCCUCAACGGCUACAUGCUUCAGCCUGACGGGACCUGCGGAAAUGCACGGACUUGCAGUAUGGCUAACUGCCAGUACGGCUGCGAGGUGAUGAAAGGGGAAGUUCGGUGCCAGUGUCCAUCUCCCGGCCUACAGCUCGCCCCAGAUGGCAGGACAUGCGUGGACGUGGACGAGUGCGCCACAGGCCGCGGCGUCUGCCCCCGCUUCCGCAAGUGCAUCAACACGUUCGGGAGUUACAUCUGCAAGUGUCAUGACGGCUUCGACCUACAGUAUAUCAACGGCAAAUACCAGUGUAUAGAUGUGGAUGAGUGCUCGACCGGACAGCACCAGUGUAGCACAUACUCCACCUGCUACAACACACCGGGCUCCUUCAAGUGCAAGUGCAAGGAUGGUUUCCGAGGGGGCACGGGUCACGAGUGCAAACCCAUCCCCAGAGUGAUCAUUGAGCCUCCCCUACCUGGGAACAACAACAGGAUUCCAGAUACAGAUCAGAAGAGGACCACUACCACGUCUCGACCACCGGUGACACCCAAGAGGAUCGGCCCGAGCACAGCAUCCUCCAAAACACCUUCACCACCAAAGAAAAUCAUCCCAACACCCAAAAAACCAACCAUCCCAACCCAUAAACCACCUAUGACCUCUCCCAGACCCCCCACCAUAGUUACUCAUAAGCCCCAUGUCAUCACUCACCAUCCCAUGACCACCACCUCCACCAAAGCCCCAGCUCCAUCACCAAGGGUACCAGUUGUACCCCCUCGCAGGACUCCUGUCCCUCCAGUUACUCCCUUGGACAACAACAUCCACAAAGACAACAAUGAAAAACAGAGAGGAGACGUCCACAUACCUCGGAAUAAUGGAGACAACAACGUUCUCGGUACUGAUUUAGAUAUUGAACUGGGUAACACUGAAGAAGAGCUAAAAGACGACCCAGAGGCUGGAUUUCUGAGCUGCUCCUUUGAUCGGGGUCUUUGUGACUGGAUCCAGCACAAAGAGGGAGACGUGCACUGGGAGACAGUACCAGACCCUUCAGGUGGAAAGUAUUUGACCAUCUCUGAUGCGGCGGGUAAGCGGAAUGGCCGCGGAGCUCAGCUGGUUCUUCCCCUGGCAUCUCCCUGGAACGAGGGUAACCUGUGUCUGGCUUUCCGGCACAAUCUGGCGGGUCACCACGUGGGCAUGCUGCAGGUGUUUGUGCAGAAAGGCCGACAGCACAGUCCAGCCGUAUGGGGUCGCACAGGAGGCAGCGGCUGGAGGACGACACAGAUCACACUGUGGGGCAAUGGCCUGGAGAGUGUGAUUGUGAAGGGUGAAAGGCGGAGAGGCCAUACUGGCGAAAUGGUCCUGGACGACAUUAGUCUGAAGAGAGGUGUCUGUCAGGAAGAACACAACUUGAGGAGGCUCUAACAAACACAAACAGAAAACCCUCUCGCCCGACGAUUCGCUUAAGAAAGAAAAGAGGGAUCUGCUUUUCCGUGGACUUCCCUCAAGAUUAUGAGUGUGAUUCCUACAGCAGACAAAAGCCCAAUGCCUCCAGUAGCUGGAUGAAAUUGUGAAUGGAAACAGUAGUUCCGAACACAGAAAAUGUGCCAAUUUCUUUUAUAAAUGUCAUACACUUCUGUAUGAUUUCCAACGAGACAAUAGGAAAAUGGACCCAGCUGUGCCACGGCCACAUGUUCGCUCUCGAGACUGCCUUUUUAAAGCCUUUUUAAACUAGCCCACGAGAGCAUCAUGUGCUUAAAAUCUAGCCGAGAGACAACGUAUUUCCAUUGUAUUAUUGUAAAUGUAUCCGUGUGUACAUAUAUAUAAAUAUAUAUAUAAAUAUAAUUAUAGAUAUAUUUGGAAAAGAUGCUUUGCUAGUGCAGAAUUACAGUAUGUGAAUUCUUCAACUUGUCUAAGUGAUGCAAGGCAAUGUUUACACGACCCGAUUUCAAGUGUUCUCUUGGCAUUAUGUAUACUGUAAUCUACCAGCCAGUCAAAUUGUUUUGCAUUAUAUUUUUAAGUGGCUGUAUCAGCCAUCAUGUAUUGGCAUAUGAUACACGUGUGUACCCUUUAAAUCUUACAGUAUGAUGAUGUCAGUAUUUAAAGAUUUAUGCCAAUAAAAGUUGUGAAUGUACACUUUA